GUGCUGAACUCAAAAAAAUGCAGAAAUUCCUUAUCGCAACAUCUCGAACCCUGAUGAUAUCUUCAACGCCGUCCUUUCGUACCUAAGUCAGCAACCAACCCGUGAACCGUAACCCGUAACCCGUAACCGCGCUUUCCUUUCUUUCUUUCAUGAUCCUAGCACCAAGCUCGCGUGCAACGUUUCGCAGUUGCAUGAACAAAGAAAACCAUGGAGGAAGCGACCAAGACGAUUGAAACAUUAGUUAAAAACAUCUUGCCCUUCAAAGCACACUACUUAUCGCUUGACACGACGCGACGAUACAGAGAACAAACAGACGAGAAGGGAUUAGAAGAAGAAAUCAUCAGGCCUCUCCAAUACACAACAUUCAUCAGUGACGCCGAGCGUGGAAUUCUCCUUACGAGAGCCUAUUUCGACGUACGAGAAGAGCCUGUAAACUCUGCCAAUGCGACAGAUACCCCGACGCCCAAGAAGAGCGAUCCUAACAAACCUAAGACGAAACUGUCCUUAAAAGAUUAUAAGAACAGGAAGAAGUCUCCUGACGGCGAAGAGCCGCCUAAACCACCUGCGCAGCCCGCCAAGGCGAAUGCGCCUACGAAGAAACUGCCGGAUCCGGUAGUAAAGGAGAUGGACGACCACCGUGAUGGCCGGAGGGCGGCACCCGACAUAAAGGCUAGCCUGAAGUCUGAGGCGCGUCGCCAUCGCAGCCCUUCACCGGAGAGGAAAAAACGUUUUGCAGAAAUAGACCAAGAUUCCAAGCCAGCGAAGCGAAGCAAGGUUGAGAAUGCCACACCGAACCCUAUAAGCUCGCGCCCUAGCAAAGACCACACGCCACAAAAGUCUGAGCGGCUGAUAUCUUCGGAAAAGAAGCUAGCCAGAGACUCGAAAACUCUUCCAACUACAAAUGGUAGAUCAGCACUAGCAAGCACAGCGCACAAAGGCAUUUCUCCCAAACCUAGCACUCAUACGAACGGCGUCCAAAAGUCCUCUAAAACCAGAGAUAUAGCAGAUAAGAGGACGGAAAACAAUUCAAAUUCGAAGCCGCCAUAUGUGCCGCCUUUGCUAUCUCCAAUAGAUAUGUCGGACUACAUAGAUGAUGACCCUAAAACAACACGCUCCAUCCCCAAGAAGAAGCCGGCAGAUUCAAACAGCCUAAAGCCACCGUCGAAGAAGAGCCGGGAAGAUCGCGAACCGUCACCUAGUUCCGAGAGGCGCAAAAUACCACCACUCCUAUCCCCGACACUCCCACCCAUUGUACUCGAAGAGUUGGCAAAGACGAACAAAUCUACUCCGUCAAAGGACCUAAAGGACUCAAGUCAAAGAAGUAGUCAAAUUUCGGACUCUCCUAAUGGCCAGAAGAAAGCGGCGAAGCCUUCAAAGCGCGAAGAGACCAUCCAUGUGGAUAGUAACAAAGGACAGCGGGAGUCGCUUAAGGUUACUCUGAAGUACAAGAAACGAAAUGCGAAAAGGGUAGAACGACUUCUAGCCCUGCCUCCCAUUGGGAGGAAGAAGAUCGACCUUUUGAGGAAAGAUGCUGUUGUAGCUCGUGAUCGUUCCGAUAGCUUAGAACCCGGCACCGCACGUAAGCGACCCAUCCCAGCGGCGGAUGCUAGCGAAGCGAUCAAACGGCCGAAGACGUUGGAGAAUACACGCCCUACAACACCACCAAGACAAUCAUCAGCAAUGACUCGUGUCGCAUCCAAUAGUUCACAAGCUGGUACUCCGGGAGUUACGAAUGGCCUCACCCCCGCCGCGCAACCACCCGAACGACGGCGCCCGUUUGUUGAUCCGGAGAAGUUACAUAAGUUACAGUCACGGUCGUCGAGUAUAAUACAACUUGCCAUCAAAUUAAAACAUGAACGAGAUGCCGUCUUGAAGAAGCAAACAGAAGGGAUUUCGGAGCGCGAGCGCCAGGUUGCUAUUGCCGCUGGCAUCCAGUGUUUGGUCUCGUUUCUGUUCGGCUUCAAACUGCAGAGCGAUGCUGCUGACUUGGAACGCAAACCUGCUUCGAUUCGGUCACUAAGGGAAUUGUUACCCCUAUUUCGAGUGACGAGAAGCGAUUGUGCCAGACACAAUGCCUUGACUGCGUUAAUAUUGCGCCUUCAAGGUAUUUGCCUUGUACAUAUCGGCCGUAUAGUGUGGUCCUAUCCUCACGACCAGGAGUUCGCGAAUCUGAUGCUCACAAACAGUAAGGAGCAGCAAGACACCUGGCGACAGGCCGACAGCGCACGCAGAGCCAUGGGCGUAUACGACGGAAGCUCCAAAUCAGAUGACGGGGGCUCGAUAGGCAAGCUUAUUGAUCGACUUGGGCCUUGGACGACACCAGAAGAAGCUGUACCGAUCACUCUCGAUAUCCUACGAAAGGUCAUGCAGGCGAACAGCUCAUGGAAACCAGUCGACGCCCUCGCCAAAAUAGGAUAUACUGUAACAAACGGAACUGCUACAUCGAACUGAAACUAGAAUCGGUGCCACCAAACAAGAUAUACGGCGUUUGCGGCGGCAUUAACCUGCAUUCUUAUGUAUAUUACGAACCAUGAUUCCUAUGACACGAUACCAGAACACUUUAUUAUUUCCGCGUCUGCAACAAUCCUUCUGAGUUUGGGUAUCUGAGAUGUGAAGACAUGGUCGAGGGCGACCUGGAAUUGGCAUGCGGCGUCUCGCUGGAACGGACGGAAUUUAAGGGGGUUUAUCUACGUGCGCAAUCCUACGGAGCUGUUUAGGCUUAGGACAUACAGGAUUUACUGAUUGAUUUUUUUCAUACGCAAAUUCAGUCUAAGCGAGGAGAGAGUUGAGUAAAAAAAAGCUAGAUGCAUUGGAGUGAUUUCAUAUAUGGAGUGGAGAGAGAAGGGGUGGAGGCGAAGCAAAGGAGGUGAUCGGCCCCUAAUCGGUGGCUAUUGUGUAUUUUCCCAACUCGGCAGCGGUUGCGCUGCUUCGAUGAUAUCCCGCCGGCAUGACCGAGCAAAAUGGUACUUUUGAAUGAUUACCACGUCUAAUUUCCGAACUUGUGUCGAUUUCUCUUGAAUGUGAAUAAUU
This is a messenger RNA of Annulohypoxylon truncatum, 3030 nucleotides long. RefSeq lists its product as uncharacterized. Lineage: Eukaryota; Fungi; Ascomycota; Sordariomycetes; Xylariales; Hypoxylaceae. The transcript has a single exon. Bases 208 to 2451 code for a protein of 747 amino acids. The record is from RefSeq and is a predicted model, not a curated record.